AUGGCGUCAAUGAAAGCACCAAUGAAACAACAUAACAUGGAGGCUGCAUUAGCUAUUGCCAUUGGAUCUAUGAGAAAAAAUAUCUCAUUUAAGUUGGAUCAAUGUCAUUGUACUGAAUCUGGGUACCAAUCCUUGGAAAAAAGUACCAAGCCUCUUUUUUUCAAGGAAUUCAAUAAAAUGUGGGGAAAAUCGAAGAAAAGUGGGCCUUUUAAUGUCUCAAAUACUCUGCUGAUUGAUGACAAACCCUACAAAGCUUUUCUCAAUCCUGAUAAUACAGCAAUUUUCCCUGAAUCUUAUGAUGUGAAUGAUGUUACUGAUAGAGGACUUGAUCCAAGACGUGAGCUGUGUUCGUAUCUGGAAGCUGUUUCUAAUGCUCGUGAUGUUCCUUCUUAUGUGAAGGAUCAUCUGUUUGGACAACUUCCUAUUACAUCUGCUCAUCCUGACUGGAAAUUUUAUUCUGAAGUCAAACAAUCUCUGCUUAAAAAGCGUGCACCAAAGAUAGUUUUCGGAUAA
Vigna angularis (adzuki bean) is the source of this 513-nucleotide messenger RNA. RefSeq lists its product as uncharacterized. The transcript has 5 exons. Gene Ontology annotation, molecular function: phosphoprotein phosphatase activity. NCBI's taxonomy places the organism in Eukaryota, Viridiplantae, Streptophyta, Magnoliopsida, Fabales, Fabaceae. The record is from RefSeq and is a predicted model, not a curated record. The coding region runs from base 1 to 513 and encodes 170 amino acids.